Arxiozyma heterogenica is the source of this 2610-nucleotide messenger RNA. RefSeq names its product protein kinase HAL5 (gene HAL5). Lineage: Eukaryota; Fungi; Ascomycota; Saccharomycetes; Saccharomycetales; Saccharomycetaceae. The record is from RefSeq and is a predicted model, not a curated record. Gene Ontology annotation, biological process: protein phosphorylation; intracellular signal transduction; intracellular monoatomic cation homeostasis. Bases 1 to 2610 code for a protein of 869 amino acids. Gene Ontology annotation, cellular component: cytosol. The transcript has a single exon. Gene Ontology annotation, molecular function: protein serine/threonine kinase activity; ATP binding.
AUGUCUAUUUCUGAUGAGAACCAUACAUCUCGUCACUCAUCUCUUAAAAGAGCAAGGUCCAUUUCGUUGUCCUUGAAAAGUCUUUUCAAGUCGGGAAGUUCAAAUGCAAGUCAGAUAAACCAUACCAAAGCGGAUCACACUAAAAACAUAUACACAAAUCAUAAUAUUAAGAAUACUUAUUAUGGUGAUGGUUAUAGUAAUAAUAAUAGUAAUAAUAAUGAUGGUGAAAGGAAGAAUGUCAAAUCAAAAACUACAUCACCUGUGUUGGCCCCGAUAAAAACCACAGAUAACUCAGGGCGAAGGAAGUCAUUAAACGAAUCAAAGUUAAGUAGAAUUUCACAAGCUAAAGCAAUCGAAUUACAAAAUUCCAGAAACAAUAAUUCAAGCACCGCAAACAUCCAUUCUCCGUUACCACAGAGUGCAAUGGCAAAGCUAUCAGGUGGCUUUGUCAACUCACAUUGUAGCAUUGCAAGUCCUGUGUCAAUUGAUAGUGAGAUUUCACCAUUGCAGACACCAAAACUAUCUAAAGUUAAUGUCGUUCAACGUGGUAGACAUAACAGUAGUUCAGGCAAUCCAAGCAUUUCAGUUGUAAAUUCUCCGUUGAGCCCCAUCCAUCUACCUAAUAUUGAAAAAUUAUCAUUGUCCCAGAUCCCUUCACAUCUUCUUUAUUCACAUGAUAGUAUCUUAAGUGAAGAGGACAUGGAUGAUAUUAUUACCGACUCAAAUAGUAAUGAACCGAAAUCUGACAAUUCCUCGUCUAUAGAUUUAGCACCAGUAUCCUCAUCUCAACAGGCAAGAUUUACUAUAGAUGGUCUAUUAGACAAUAUGGAUAAAACAGGGAAACCUUUAAGAUCCAGAUCGUUAAAGAAAAUUAAUUCGGCGUCUUCCUCCAUUGGCAGUUCUUCAACUAGUGCUUAUCAAACAACUAAUGAUUCAAAGUUGUUAAGAGGUAGAACACACGCAGGAACCAUCAGUGCAUCAGGCUUAUCUCGUUACCAUCGUAGCUCAAGCCCACAAUCAUCUAAUCAUCAAUCGCUCCCGACAUCAGAUAUUACUUGCAUUUUACAAACAGACAACUUCAAAGUUUACUCUAAUGGUACACAUGAACAUAAUUUGAAAACUAUUAGUUUGGUUAAUGGGUCAUGUGAAAAUAAUGGUGGUACUACUAACAAGGUUAAGGGUAUGUUUUCUUUUUCUGGGUUCUUUAAAGUUGGUGCAUCAAAUAAAAAUUUGGACUCUAAGUUGGAACUAUCCGAUGCUACUGAAUCUACUGACAGUGUAAAUUUAGAGGGUGCCAUUUCAUUGAUCCCAUGCCAUAAAAAAAAUAUGUAUACUCGAAUAAAUACAAGUUCAGGUAGUUUAGAAGAUGAGGAUGAAGAUGAUAGUAUGGAAUCAUCAGAAAAAAAUAAAAGAGAUUCAAAUAGUGGGAUUCCUGAUGUCAUUAAUCCUAAAGCUGCUGUUAGCUGCGAAGAAUUGAAAUUAAUUAACACAUUAUCGGAAAAAAUUCAUGAAGGAUUAAACAAAGCAUAUAAAAGUAGUAAUGAAAACAAUAAUGGUAGCGACAAGAUAAGACAUAAAAGGUCAAAUUCCAGUUUACAGGCAAGAGAACUAUCUCCUAGUAGUACAAGGUCUAAUUCUGAUGUGACUAAAAUCCCAUUUGUAGAGGAAUACGGUAAGUUAAUUGGUACAAUUGGGCACGGCUCGUAUGGUGUGGUGAGUGUUUGUUGUCGUCCAGUAAAGGAUAGUGAUCCACGUCCAUUACCAACAUUCAGCAAAGAUGAGAAAUUAUAUUUUGCAAUAAAACAUUUAAAACCAAGACCUAAUGAGAGUAUAGAAAAAUUUAGUACUAAAAUUACCUCAGAAUUUAUUAUUGGUCAUUCUUUAAGUAGACAACAUAAAAGAGGUGAUAGAAUUUCACCUAACAUAUCCAAAGUGAUUGAUUUACUAGAGAUUAAUGAGAAAUUUGUUGAAGUUAUGGAAUUUUGUCCCUCAGGUGACCUAUAUAGUUUGUUAACAAGGAAGUAUAAAAAUGGUACAGCAUUACAUCCAUUGGAAGCUGACUGUUUUCUAAAACAAUUGUUGCACGGCAUAAAAUAUAUGCAUGAUAGAGGGAUAGCACAUUGUGAUUUAAAACCAGAAAAUAUUUUAUUUCACCCUAAUGGACUACUAAAAAUAGCAGAUUUUGGUACAAGUUGUGUUUUCCAAACAGCAUGGGAAAAACAUGUACAUUUUCAAAAGGGUGCCAUGGGAUCAGAACCAUAUGUAGCACCAGAAGAGUUUAUAUCAGGGAGGGAAUAUGAUCCAAGAUUGGCAGACUGUUGGAGUAUAGGUGUUGUUUAUUGUACUAUGAUAUUAGGACGAUAUCUAUGGAAGAUUGCCUUACCAGAAAAGGAUUCAUUUUACAAAUCGUUUAUGGAAGAAAUGACUGAAGAUAAUGAGUUCUAUGUAUUUGAAGAGUUAAGGCAUAUUAAUCAUGAUAUCAAUAGAAUGAGAAGGGUGGUAUUGUAUAAGAUAUUCCAGUGGAAUCCAGAGAAGCGUAUAUCUAUCAAUCAAAUAUUACAGUCAUCUUGGAUGAAGAGAACCAGAUGUUGUAUCCCAUACAAAAUUUAA